AGGAAAUAUCCACGAGCCCAAUCAGGCGCAUGGACGAGUCCGGCGAUGGCACGGAGGGCAGCAUUGUCGGCGACGUCCUCCUCCACAACCUCAUGGGCUUCGACCUCGUGGAGAGCGCCCCGUACUCGGUCUCGGACGUGCUCGCCGCACCGCCAAGCGCCUACCGGUCGACCGACAGCUGCUUCGCCCCGUGGAGCGCCGACGACAGGCCCAUGGAUCUGCGCGGUUCGGCCUUCGCUGCCAUAUGGGAGCGCUACCUCCACUUGAACCACCUCGAGGUAGAUGAGCGGCCCGCGUCGGAGCUGGCACGCUUCCUCCACGACGUCGAGGUGCUCCAGCAAACGUACGUCGGCUACGAUACGAUGAGCGCGGGCGACUGGCCACUUGGCGCGCUCACGCUGGUCGUCGACGAGAUGCUGUACGCGCUACAACACGCGCUGUGCGUUCGUCUCUCGGUCGCGCUUCGCGUCUUGUCCAAGGCGCUGCGCUGGAAGCGCAACCAAGCAAUCGUGCUGCGGCUUCACGACGGCGCCGGCAUCGCCUGCCUCUUUGGCCCCCUGACGACGCUGCUGCAAACAUGGCUCGAUCACGUGACCGUGCGACACGAGGGAGACGGCGACAGCGAUGACGACGACGAUCGGAUCUGCCUCUACGAUACGCUACGGAGCUGGGCAAGGCUUCUCGAGGUGUGCUUUGUCGGGUCCAGCGCGCUCUGGAAGCAGUGGGCCGACGUCGACGUCGCGAUGCCCGACCUGCUCUCACCUGCCACUGCUUCCGGAAGCGCUGACCCCUCGGAUGCGUGCUUGUCAGCGCUUGACGACGUCCACCACGAGUGGACCGACUACUACUUUGACUCGAAGAAGCCGACGCCGAUGGGCUUUCUGCAGCACGCGUUCUAUGCGCUGCCGCCACUUCGCGCCUUUGAACACGUUUGUAUCGAGAGCCUUCUCGUCGUUUUCGCCGCGACCCGGGCCGCCGACCUCACCUCGCAUCACGUGGUGUCGCCAUGGAUCCCGCUGCAGCUCGAUGUGCUCGGACUCCUCGGGGCGCUGCUCUGCGUCCACCGAAGUACGUCGUCGGCGCCGAUAGUUGGGGACGCCUUCUUAUCAGCGCUCUUUGAUGUGCUGCUUUUGGACGCCAAGCAGCCAUCGGGCUCGGCCCAGCGCAUGGCGCAAGAGACGUCGCUCACGUCCAUGGUGCUCCGUGUCGGCCUCGAAGUGUGUGCGACCGCCGAUAAUCUCUGGCUCGUUUUUGCCGAAAAGCUCAGCCUCGUACAGUCGCCGCUGCGCUGGCUCCUCGACACGUCGCUGCAGCUCGCAUCGUCGACAACGACGAUCGAACCGCGGACGUCCGGCGAACACCCGACGUAUGCGCUGACGCUGCAUGGCGAUCUCUUUUCGGAUGUGGAAGCUGCGACCGGCGACCGCGUCUUGUGCUAUGCGUGUCAGCACCAUGCGACGCGCUUUGUCGCGACCGGGCUAGUCGCGGCCUGUGGCGCGCAGCGCCUCGCAUUGUCGACACCGGCGCAUCACGCAUGGCACCACGCCAACCUCUGCUACAAGGCGCUGUUUGACACGCUCUUUCUCACGUUUGCGACCCCGGCGGUGCGCUUCCUCGACACGACGAUGCCGGUCGACCUGAGCGCGUCACCGAUCGCUGGCUUUUUCGAGCACAUAAUCCUUGUGGCAUUAAACUGGAGCCGCGCUGCGCGCCGCCACGUCGCCGGCGUCAGCGUCGAGCUCCACGCUGCGUGCUUCCUCCGACACGUCUUUCAUUUGCAUCCGCAGAGCACGGUCGUCGCGACUACGCUGCGUGACGCCGACGCGUGGCCGUUUCUGUGGCGGCACCCGAGUCUCUUUGACGCGCUCGGCGCGCGCUGUUUACAUCCACGCACAUUGCGGCUCGGCGAUGUGUCGACGACGAUCGCGGCGCUCGACAAGGGCCCGCGCAGCUGUUUUGCCACGUACCAUGCGGUCGUCCUGGCCACGCUUUUGCGGAUUAUGCACGCGCUUCCCGACAAGACAGCGUACUUGGGGCUAGUCUUCAAGAGCCUGGUCGCGACGAGUCAGGAGAACGAUGCUUGGUUCCGUUUCUCGAUGCUCUCGGUGCUCGAGCAGCUGGCCUACGCCGAAGGUGCCGCCUUUGACGCCUUCUUUCUUGCGCAUGUCCCGUUGGUGGCGCGGUUGCUCGGGCCCAUCGAUGAGAGUGAUGCGUCGUCACUUGCCCGGCGAGCGAGUCUUCGCUUCCUCCACGUCUUUGUGACCCCGUUGCGGGCUGUGGAUGUCCUCGACGUCGAGCUCACGAUGCGCUGCGGGCUCCUUCCGGCGCUUUUCCAGCUGCUGCACGACCCGACGUGUGUCCCGUACAUACUGCAGAUGCUGCCGGGGCUCUUGCACGCGGGUCUGGAGCUUCUCUUUGGCCGGCACGUGGCUGCGACAUCGGCCGACGUGCUCCACGCCCAGCUCUUCCAGCUGUACACGCAGUCACUCUCCGAGCUCAUCUCGCAGACGCAGCGUGGCGUCGGCGACGUGGUCAUGGCGCUCGUCGAUGUCCUCGACUCUGUGCUGGCAUCGAGUGUGUACGUGACGGCGGCGCAAAAGCUGUUCCGAGACUGUGGGCUCUUUGUACAUCUCACCAAUUUGCUCCACUCGCGCCAUUACGUCGAGACACCGGGCCAUGGCAGCGUAAUCCGAGCUGUCGGCGCCGUGCUCACGUUGCUCAUGGCGGGUAACCGCGAGUCCAAGGCCGAGUUUCGGUCGCUCCUCGGGUCGGCAAUCGACGAUCACGAUCACGACCGCGUCGCGUACGCGCCUCUUGUCGACGUGUGCUUGGCCGCCGAGCCUGACGCCAUCUCGCUGGCGACCAUGGAGCUCUUUCUCAAGAUGAUGGUCGACAACGAUCGUGCCGGUUGUCGGAUCCACAACCCAGACGCGGUGCCCGUGCUCUGGCUCCUCUUCCGGCGCUGUGUGGUCGAGGUGCAACACGUUGUCGUCGGACGCUUCCUCGAGCUCUUUGACGCGGCGACGUACGCGGUGUUGAACCGGUCGAUGUGCUGCUAUGUCCAGCCUGCGACGCUCGACCAGAUCCUCGAUUUACUGGAAGCCGACGUCGUGUCCGAUGGCCUCUUGCAGAUCAUGGUCGAGAUUGGCCUCCACAGCAUUGGUGUCAAGCAGCUCAAGCGCUUCUUCCGCCUCUUGCAAAAACCGUCGAUGGCGUCGCACGCCGCGCCGCUUGUCCACGCCCUCUACCGCAUGGUCACGCCCAAGCGCGUGGGCCCGAGCCGGUUCUUCUUUCUCGAUGGCGAGCAGUCGGGUCUCGAUGUCGCACCGUCGUUUACGCUGCCGUCGCGCGGCUACACGCUGCACACGUGGGUCCGUCUCGACGAGGCGCCGUCGCGGAAGAAGCAGACGCUCCUCUCGAUCCGCGACGAGACUGGUGACGGCUACCAUCUCUAUGUGCAGUCGGGCGUCUUGUGCUAUGCGAUGCCGCAGAAUGUGUUUGUGUCCACGAACGUACCCUUGGUACCGCACACGUGGCACUGCCUGAGCUGGUCCCACGCAUCCGGGUCAUUCCGGACGCGGCCCGAAGCGAGCGUGUGUCUUGACGGCGACGUGGUCUGGAGUACGAACGACGUGCCGUCGAUCGAGCUGGCGGCCGUGACGUCGUGCCACAUUGGCUGCGAUGUCGGCGUGACGCACCUCGGGCGAUUGCAACUGGGCGCCGUCUACUUGUUUCGAAGAACGCUCUCGCGCGAGCACGUGCGACUGUUGCACCGCCGCGGCCCAGACAUGCUCUUGGCGCGACCAGACCCGCUCCUUGACGAGCUUCUCUGGAGCUACCACCCGAGCGUGUGGGAAGGCCAGUACUUUCUCAACGGCAGCUUGCACUUUCAAGAGGCGACACCGCAUCAACUCGCGGCGCGACGUCUCGAAGGCACGUACCACGUGUACACGCGGUAUGUCGUCGACGUUCUCGAUUGCAUCGGUGGCAUUGCAGUCGUCUUGCCGCUGCUGGCGCUGUUUGACUAUGAGCCGAGUCCGGAUCUGACGGCGAAUGUGCUGCAGCUGCUCAUGGCGCUGCAGCACGACCACAGUGCGAACCAGCGAUUUCUUCAUGAAGGCCACGGCGUGCGGGUCGUGGCAUAUCUUCUCAGUCGCAUGGCGCCGCAGCACCGUACGAUUCAGGUCGUUGAUGUCAUGACGGCGCUCUUGCUCGACGCGCCACGACCUGUGCAAGGCCUCAUCAUCAAGCACUGGCUCGGUAACUUGUAUCUCUGGUCGUUUGCACCGCUCCACGUGCAGUUGUACGCGGUGGCAACGCUGCGCCGGCUCGUGCUCUCACCGAGCUUGCCGUGGCCGGCGCAUCUGACCGUGCGCAAGCUCCUCGACGAUCUCCGGCUACACUAUUGGUUUACACCGCCGACUGCAAUUUGGGCGAGCGAAGGCGGCUGCAUGGACGCAACCGCGGGUGUAUUGUCGCCUAGCCACUUUGAAAAAGGCGCCAUGUUCAAUCGACGCGAGUGGUGUCACCCCGAGACGCACGCACAUGUGGCGUCCCAUCUGAGUGCCGCCGAGUGCCACGAAGUGCGCGACGCGCUUCUCGAACUCCUCGAGACGCUGCUUCGCACCAAGAAAAGCCUCGAGGCCGCCGAUGUGAACGCGCUCACGGGCUUCCUCGCCUUCUCGGGCGACGAUAUGCAAAAGAAAGAUGUUCUGAACGUGCUCCUCCGCCUCUUUGCCGAGCCAACGCUGGCGCCAACGCUCGCGGCGCUUGUCGAGAAGGAGGUCCGGCGCCAAGUCAACACGCCGGAUGCCAAUUUGGACCCGCAUUAUUGCGUCACGCCGUGGAGCGGGUUUGGCUCGCCCCUCUCGGCGGCCGACGCUGUCGUGGCGCUCGUGCUCCGACGGCCGCAGUUGUCUGGACACCUCAAGCUGCUCGGGCUUGAAAUUGUCGUACAGUGUCUGAGUGUAUCGCCGGUCGAGACCGUGGCGCACCGCCCGCACUCGGUGUCGAUGCCGUCGACCGUGCUUGCGACGGCGCUUGCGUUCAAGCCGCGCCUUGCGGCCUCGCACAACGACGUGCGCUUCGCGUCGCACCUUCGCCGCAUGAGCAGCUACAGCUUCAGCGAGCUCUCGGACGAUGACAGUGUGACCGAGACGACGAUGACGACGACGAUGUACGAGAUACCGUCGGACGCUGUCGGACACGUACUCGCAGCCCUAGCGUUUGUACCGGCCGAGGCGUACGACGACGUGGUUCUGCUCUGCUGGCGUCUCCUCGUCAACGACCGUCGGCACGUUGUCGUGCCAGCGCUGUUUGCGGCCAUGCCCCGCGCGUCACUACCCACGUGCCUCGAUGUGCUGCGCGGACUUGACCAUCAGCUGCGGCUUUUGCAGCUCGUGUGUCACCACCGCGUCCUGCGGUCGUGGAUGCUGGUGAUGCAGCGCUGCGAGACGGACGAUGACCGACAAGUCGUGCUCAAUGUCGCUGUCACGUGGUCGGUGCACUGCAUCGCGACGGCUGUCGACGGCUGGGUCACCGUGCACCGGUGUCUCGCGCUUCUCGAUGCGAUCUUAUCGCCAGAAUCGCUGGCCGAUGAAAUGCGCCAGCGGUACUUGACGCAGCUGCUGCAACACCUGCGGCACUUGGAUGUGCCGAGCCGACUGCAAGCCCACGGGUCGAAAUGGCAGUACGCCUCGUCCGACCCGAUGGACGCGGAUCGACAGCAGUGGCUCCUCGUGCACGCCAACGUCUGGCACCUCGUGUUUGUAGUCGAAGACGACCGGUGUCGCGCCGCGCCGACGGUCGCGCUUGUCGAAGCGCUCUUGCAUCUGCUUCGGCGUAUGGACAUGCUGUACUGGACGGCAUUUCCGAUUGAACUCGAGACGGCGCAGCCGUGGACGGCUCGAAAGGGCGGCGUCGUGCGUGCGGUCUUGCGUCUCCUGCUGCCGUUGCAGCACGCCGUGCCCUUGCUCCACGAGUACCUCUUCCAUGACCAGUGCCCCCACGCCCGCGGCGACGCUCAGCGGUACAUUCUGCGCGCCUUGGCCGUCGUCUCGGGCCUCUGCAGAGCCGAGCCGCAGGGCGAGUUGCGUCAAACAACAUUGGACCUUGCACGCCGGCACAAGGCGCUGCUGCAACUGCGUUUCCUCGACCUGCAGCAGUCGUCGACGUCAUCUGUGGCGCCAACGGCGUCGUCCGAGCUGGUGGCAACAGCGUUGUUGGCCGAGUUGCGGAGUGCGUUGCAGUUGCCGUCGCUCGAGUGGGCGCACUGGGACGUGCUUGUGCCGCCAUACGACCCAAUGACGGACGACAGCGGCCAUUGGGCAGCCGAGAUGGCCUCCGAGCGGCGUCAAAUCGUCGCACGCGAGUCGCUGGCUGGAGUACACUGGGAGCUGCUUGCACGGCAGUGCCACCACCAUCGGUAUACGUCCAAGACCAUGGACGACAUCUUGAGCAGCGCCAUGCAGUGGGAGCGGUCGGUGUGGAAGCUAACGAGCGAUUCGUACGAGAAGCAGCGCGUACACGCGAGUCACACGUGGCAGCGUCUGCUGCGAUCGCUCACGAACGAGCGCGCAUCGUGGGGCUAUGACGGUAGCCGCGGCGUCGCCGUGCAUUGGAAGCUUGACAGCGCCGAGAACGCGCGGCGAGAGCGCUGUAAACUCAAGCGGUAUUACGCCCGGGAUGCGACGCCGAUGGCUUUGACCGAGCCGCCGACCAUCUCGCAAACAGAUGCGCAGCUGUCGCUGGCGACCGAGCUCCUCCAGGCCAAGGCGCUUGCCGCGUACAACGAAGACUUUUACGAAAAGCUCAAGAUGCGCGACGAAGCCGGCAACGAGCAGACGCCGCUAGUUGCGCUGACCGACGGCAUCGACCCCGGGGCACGCAUCGUGUCGUUCGAGUGCAUGUGGAUCGCCAAGACCAAGCACGAGCCAUGUCAUCUGCAUCUGUACCCGACGUACCUCAGUCUGGUCGUGCAAGCAACGAGCAAGCACAUCAAAUGGCCGCUGCCGGGCUUGCUGCAAGUCGAGAGCCGUCGGUUCCAGUUUCGAUCCUCGGCGCUCGAGUUCUUCUUUCGCGAUGGCGCGACCAUUUUCGUGCAUUUUCUCGACAAGAAAGCUGCCGCCUUGCUGCAGCAAACGCUCCGCUUCAUGCAACCGCCAUCGCUGCAGCCGUCGCUCGGGCGCACGCCGCGCGCGCGGUUCGAGCACUCGAGUGCGACCCAGCGCUGGGUCGACCGAAAGCUCUCGAAUUUCGAGUACCUCAUGCAUCUCAACACGGUGGCGGGGCGUACGUACAACGAUCUCGCGCAGUACCCGAUUUUCCCGUGGGUCUUGUCCGAUUAUACGAGUGACACGCUUGAUUUGACCAACCCGGCGACCUUUCGCAAUCUCUCGCGGCCAAUUGGCGUGCAGAACGACGCGAGCUUGACGUUCUUCACGGAGCGCUACAAGGAGGACGACAUGCCCCAGCUCCCUCCGUUUCACUAUGGCACGCACUACUCGUGCUCUGCGUUUGUCAUUGGCUUUUUGCUGCGAUUGCAGCCAUUCACGAGCUACCACAAGCAGCUGCAAGGCGGCAAGCUCGACCACGCGGAUCGAUUGUUCCACUCGAUCGAAGCCUCGUACCGGAGCUGCACGACCAACCCAAGCGACGUGCGCGAGCUCUUGCCCGAGUUUUACUGCCUCCCCGAGUUCCUUCUCAAUACAAACCGGAUCGAGCUGGGGACCAAGCAGAACGGUGACGUCGUCGACAACGUUGUCUUGCCGCCGUGGGCCCACGGCUCGGCCCACGAGUUUAUUCGGCUGCACCGAGAAGCGCUCGAGAGCGACUACGUCUCGACGCACUUGCACGAAUGGAUCGACUUGAUAUUCGGCUACAAGCAGCGCCCGCCGCUCUUUGGCGGCACGGACCACGCCGUCGACGCGUGCAACGUGUACUUUCACCUGACGUACGACGGCGCUGUCGACCUCGACAAGCUCGAAGCUACCGACCCGAUGCUGUAUGCAACCACGCUGCGGCAAAUGGACUGCUUUGGCCAGACGCCGUCGCAGCUUCUGCUUCGCCCGCACCCACCGCGGUCGCCGUCGAUCGAUACGAUUCGGUCGCUAGUCCGUGUCGCGCAGUGGGUCGGCCACCCGCGGGUGCGCGGCAGCCGGAGUCGACGCCCGAUUUUGUGUCUUUCGCUAAUUGACGAGGCGGUUUUGGCGAUCGAUGCGAGCCGCCGAUUGAGCUUGCACAAGUGGAAGGCACUGCCGCCCGACCACGAGCCGCCCUUCGUUUUCGCGCCGACGCCAACGUCGAUGCACGUGCUCGGUGGUCCAUUUGCGACGCGAGCAGUGACGACGUACGCCGAGUCGGCCAUGACGUUAUCGUCCAACCUCUUUGCGGUGCACGGCAAGCACGUCUUCUCGGUCGGGCACUGGGACCACAGCAUUCAGGUUACUCGACUCGUCGACGGCAGCGCGUCCGAGCAUGGCCAGAGCGUCCGUGGGCACCACGAUGUCGUUACGUGUGUUGCUGUGAGUGCAGACGGCCGCGUCCUUGUCACCGGCUCGUCCGACAACACGGUCAUGGUGUGGCCGCUCGUAUGGCGCGACAAGGUCUGCGAGCUCCGCCGGACGCCGAGUUUUGUCUUGUUUGGUCAUGACGACGGCGUCGCAAGCGUCGCGGUCUCGUGCGACAUGGACGUGGUUCUGAGUGCGAGUCGGGACGGCACCAUCAUUGUGCAUACGCUGAGCAACGGCCGGUACAUUCGCACGCUGCGCCCGGACGCCUCGCGGCUCGCGCGCUUGACGUACGUUGGGCUCAGUACGUACGGGUCGAUCCUGACGUAUUGUGAUUCGACGUCGACGCUCUAUCGGUACUCGAUCAACGGCGACUGCCUCGCGUCGCGGGUCAUUGAUCAAAAAGCCCAGGCGUUUGCGCUGACACAGGACGGCGACGCGAUUCUUCUUGGCGGGCGCGGCCAGACGAUCACCGUGUACCGCGUGCACGACCUCUCGAUCCAGCGCGAGUUCGAUGGCAGCGACGAGACGCGCGGAUUGAGAGCGUUCCAGAGCCCGAUCCACGCGCUCUGCCUCUCGGCCAACGACAUGCAUCUGCUCGUCGGUCUUGGCAACGGCGACGUGUGCGUGUACACGCCGGAUGCGCAGUACCUCCGCGACCGGCUGCAAACCAAACUCACCGACCUGGGGUUUUAGAGGCUCCUUGAUAGACAACUUUGUGUGAACGCCAGGACAUUUUGCGUGGCUGUCGCCAAAAAAGCACAAUCCUGU
Molecule: messenger RNA, 9278 nt
Organism: Saprolegnia diclina VS20
Lineage: Eukaryota; Oomycota; Saprolegniomycetes; Saprolegniales; Saprolegniaceae
Exons: 10
Coding region: 30-9203 (3057 amino acids)
Molecular function (GO): protein binding
Source: RefSeq, a predicted model, not a curated record